AUGCUUUACUUUCACCGCUUCUCAAUUUUCGAUGAUCCUGAUGUUUCUACUGAAGAUAACAAGAUAAAAAUAUUACAAGUACAGCAUUCCUUGCAAGAUACUAAAAAAACAAUGGUAGAAAUGCAGCAAUCACUUGAUCAACAAAACAAAAAAUCUUCUGGUUUUCAAACAGCUAUAGAGAAGAAUACGAAAAGAAUAUCAGAAAUAAGACAAUCACAAGAUCAAAUGCUUAUUGGAAAAAAUAUAACUACGUCCUUAUAUUGGAGAUAUGGAAUAAUAUCAAUCAUCUUUUGUUUGAUUAUUGGCCUGGUGCUUUUAUAUAUAAUUUGUCGUAUUCGACGACUCGAAAAUUAUUUUGAACAGAGGAAGGCUUUAAAUAUUGAUAUGGAAGAAUUAAUGGCAAGAGAUCGGUAA
Messenger RNA from Meloidogyne enterolobii, 414 nucleotides. The record is from the annotation of a GenBank genome assembly. NCBI's taxonomy places the organism in Eukaryota, Metazoa, Nematoda, Chromadorea, Rhabditida, Meloidogynidae.